This is a messenger RNA of Rotaria socialis, 2808 nucleotides long. The record is from the annotation of a GenBank genome assembly. NCBI's taxonomy places the organism in Eukaryota, Metazoa, Rotifera, Eurotatoria, Philodinida, Philodinidae.
AUGUUUGCCCUUAAGACAUUUACCAAUUUAUGUACUACUCAAUCAAUCUUUCAGCAUUCAGUACGAACAGCAAAAGUCUUCAAACCAAAUUUACUUAUAUCGAAACAUCGUAAUAUUAAAGUAAAAGAUGGCCAAUGGGUUGAAAAAGACGCUGUUCUUACUUUACAAAACAAUCUUGUUUUAUAUCCUGGCGAAAAUACAUCUGUCGCCUAUGAUUACACAAUACGAUCAAAAGUGCCAGGCUUCGUUGUAAUAACAACAGAGUCUGUUAAACCACAUCCGCACAGUCCAUUGUUUCGUUAUGCUAACAGUGGCAAUGAGGUUAAACGCAAUUUUGUACAUGUUUUACCACCACGACGUGAAGCAUCUUUUCGACUGAUAGAUCAAAUAUACCCCGAUGAAUUCAUUUUAUCAGAUGUAAUUAAUUAUGAAACAAGUCAUCUAUUCGAACAGUAUUCAUCGUUAAUAUUACAAAGAUUUAUAAUGACUGUUGUUGUUCAAAGACGUGAUCGUUGUCGUAUUUGUUUUUCAUUACUCUUACGGGAUCGUUCGAUAUGCUGUCAAAAGUCCUAUGAUCUAUUUAAACAUCUUGAACGUCGAAAAAUUCCAUUGCACAAAUUAAAUUCAUUUCAAAUUAAAAUAAGAAACCCAACUGUCUGCUUUCAUGAUUUAAUUCUACGUUAUUUACAUACAAAAAUUGAUCAAACAGAAAAUUUUUCGAAUUUUAUCUGUCAUAAUUGUUCAAUAAUAUUAUUAGAUAUUGAACAAUGCGCAAAAUAUCUACGUAAAACAGUCAAUCAAUUAAAAAUUAAACUGAAUAAAUCGAAUCGUCUUCGAACAUCAUCAUUAUCGGCAACAUUUCAAAAGAAAAAACAACAACGAACUCCUAUUGUUCAUGAAGAACCAUUACCGAUUUUAAAUUCAGAUUCCGACGAAGAAUUUGAUGAUAUCGACGAUGAAGAGGAGUUCGACGACGAACAAGACGAACCGAAACCAAAUGAUGUUAAACCUGCAAAUCAGUCAUCACCAUCAUCAUCAUCGGGCAGUAAUUCGUCAUUGAAUCUUCCCGCAUCAAAAUUACAUGCAAGUAAUAAUGGCCAUUGCAAUGAUGACGAUGACGAUGAAGAGGGUCUAAUAAAAAAUUCGUCUCCGAAAUUGGAACAACAAAACUUAGCCGAAUUUAUGCAUCGGCUACAAGCCAAUCCUCUGAAUACAUUGUCCGGUUCAAAUGGUUUAAUAACAGCAGGUAAUACAAUGAAUUUAGUUGAAGAAUUGAAUCCAAAUUUGAUGCAAUUACGCCUUGCUCAUAUGAUGGCAGCUGCUGCUUAUAUGAAUUCAACAAGUGCAGGUCAAAAUCGAAACGACAAUAAUAAUAACGUUGAUUCAAUGAUGAAUACAUUGGCUAAUAUGCAAAGAAAUUUUCUUUUGCAAUUCUUUAAUGAUCCAAUGGCAGCUGCUCAAGCUACACAACAAGCUGCUGCUGCCGCUGUUUCAGCUACGCACAUGAAAGCUCAUAUAACGCCGAUGUCAUUAAUGACAACAAAUAAUAAACAAAUUGGAAGUUGUAGAAAACGAAAAUCGACACCCGAAAAACGUGUCCUAACAAAUCAUCGAUCAUCCAAUAAUAAUGGCAAUGCAUCCCCAACAAAUGAAAAAGAAUCAAUCAAUAAUCACAAUACGGCUGAUCAUCCGUUAGAAUUAACUUUGAAAACUUUUCAACAAUCGAAUUCAACUUUACCAUCGCCUGUGAAAUCAACAACAGACAUUCAUAAUAUUGUGAUGAAUCCCAAGGUCGAAAAUGGAAGUCCAAUUUAUCAACAGAAUUAUUUAAAUCAACAUCAAACGUUCGAUGAAGAUCGUAAAGAAUCUACGACACCGAAUGAUUCAUCAUUAUCGCUAUCUCCAUCAUUAAUACGUCGUUCGAAUAAUUCAAAGCGGCAAAAAAUAUCAACAUCAAUUCAAAACGAUUAUUUGAAUAAUUUAAAACUAAAUCUAUCUCAAACACAAACAACAGAUUUACUCUCACCAAAUCAUCGUUCGACAUUUAACGAUGACACAAAUUCGACACAACAAAAACAACAUCGUAAAUUAGAUCCGCGCACUUGUAUCGAAUGCGGUAAAGUUUUGUUCAGUGAUAAAACACUUCUGCUUCACUGUCAAACGCACGCUAAAAAUGAUAAACAAUGUUGGAUAUGCGGUGCGAAUGAUAACGAUAUUAAAAAACAUAUUCUUAACGAUCAUGGCAAUCAAAAAUUUACAAAUACUGGUUUUAAAUGUCAUCAUUGCGAAAAAGUUUUUCCUGUUUAUUCUGAUCUCGAAACACAUACUCGAGAGCAUAGCAAGAAAAAACCAUUCGAGUGUCCAAUAUGCAACAAACGCUUUGGUCAACAGGGAAAUUUAAGUUGUCAUCUACGAAUUCACAGUGGUGUUAAACCAUUUACUUGUGCAAGUUGCGGUAAAGCAUUUCGCCAUUCGAAUAGUUUAAGGCGUCAUGCGCGCACAGUUCAUUCAGCAUCGCGAGGUUUAUCAAUGAGUCCCGGAUCGAUGACAACCAUCGGAACAUCAUCAUCAUCAAUGCGUCUUGCUACUGCAACUACAAGUAAUUCAAUGGUAUCGAUGGCCAAUGAUAUGCAUCAUUUAAGUACAAGUGAAACAUUUGAUGAGGGUAAUUCAGGAUUGAUGAUUCCUUCGGAUGAAGCUGAAUCAUUGCAAGGUCCACCUUCGACAUCAUCAGCUGGUGUACCAUCGCCUUCAAUAUCUAAUGCACAAGUAGACAGUGAUUCGCAUGAACAGUUUGGAACAGGUUGA